Molecule: messenger RNA, 888 nt
Organism: Rhagoletis zephyria (snowberry fruit fly)
Lineage: Eukaryota; Metazoa; Arthropoda; Insecta; Diptera; Tephritidae
Source: RefSeq, a predicted model, not a curated record
AUGGGAUGCGAUGGCGGAACGAUUCCUCGACGAGAUGAGCUGGUGAAGACCAAGAAGAAGAAGGAGCAGAAGGAUAAAAAGGCCGAUAUGGUGGCAAAGUGGAAGUACUGCGCCAUCUCCUCAAAUAAGCUCGUCAAGCCGAUUGUCUCCUGUGAACUGGGACGACUGUACAACAAGGACGCCAUCAUCGAGUUCCUGCUCAACAAGGAGUCGCCCAAUGCGUCGAUGCUCAAUCACAUUCGCAACCUGAAGGACAUCGUGGCGCUCGUCUUGACGGAGAAACAGGGCUACAAAGAGCAGGACACUGCUGGUGACCAGGAGUCCGAUGUGCAGGACUCCCUCUACGUCUGUCCCAUUACCAGCCUGGAGAUGAACGGUAAGUACAAAUUUUACUACAUUCGCUCCUGUGGCUGCGUCAUGAGCGAGCGAGCCAUCAAGGAGGUGAAGACGGAGGCGAAAACCUGUCUUCUCUGCACCAAACCAUUUGUCGAGGAUGACCUGAUUCUGCUGAAUGGAAACGACGAAGAGGUGGAAGAUCUGCGGAAGAGGAUGGUUGAACGACGAAGCAAAGCCAAGGACGAGAAGAAGCGAAAGCGAGGCAAAGCUAGCAGUGACGAGGAGAAGGGUCGCAAGGAGCAAAAGACGACGGUUGACACUCAGGUGCCGUCAACCAGCAAAUCGUCGACAGCCAACGGCAGCAGCACCAGCGCCAGCAGCAACGUCAAAGCAUCCUCACUCUCAGUACUGCAGAAUAAGGCCGCAAAGGAUUACUCGGUCAGCAAGGAUCCAAACGCCAGUGAAGCCUACAAGUCGCUCUUUACCACACACGAAAGUGCAAAGAACAAAGUAAAAGCGCACUGGGUAACUUUCAACCCCUGCUACAAUUGA